Molecule: messenger RNA, 3253 nt
Organism: Onychomys torridus (southern grasshopper mouse)
Lineage: Eukaryota; Metazoa; Chordata; Mammalia; Rodentia; Cricetidae
Gene: Armc9
Product: armadillo repeat containing 9
Exons: 25
Coding region: 102-2555 (817 amino acids)
Biological process (GO): cilium assembly
Cellular component (GO): centriole; ciliary tip; ciliary basal body
Molecular function (GO): protein binding
Source: RefSeq, a predicted model, not a curated record
GCGGUUGCCGGGGUGACGGCGGGAGAGCUGGCGGUCCGGAGGAGAGAGCGCAGCCCUGCAGCUGAGAUUUCUGCCGUGAGAAUUGCCAGUAACAAUUCACUAUGGGGGAUAUUCUGGCCCAUGAAUCUGAAUUACUUGGACUGGUGAAAGAGUAUUUAGAUUUUGCUGAAUUUGAAGAAACCCUGAAGACGUUUUCAAAAGAAUGCAAAGUAAAAGGAAAGCCGCUAUGUAAAACUGCAAGUGGGUCAUUGAAAAAGGACUCCAUGUCACUGAUGAUCCAGAAGGAUUUGGUGGCGGCGUUUGACAGUGGAGACCAGAAGUUGUUCUUCGAUUUGUGGGAGGGGCACAUUCCCAGCUCCAUCAGAGAUACUGACUCCCUGGCCCAGAAGCUGGAGUUCUACCUUCACAUCCAUUUUGCUAUCUAUCUUCUGAAGUACUCUGGAGGCAGGCCGGACAAACAGGAGCUAGAUGAGAGGAUUUCUUAUUUCAAAGCCUAUCUGGAAACCAAAGGGGCUGCCCUGAGCCAGACCACAGAGUUUCUUCCCUUCUAUGCCCUCCCCUUUGUGCCCAAUCCUGUGGUCCACCCCUCGUUUAAAGAACUCUUCCAGGAUUCUUGGACUCCAGAAUUAAAGUUGAAGCUGGAAAAGUUUUUAGCUUUAAUUUUUAAAGCCAGUAACACGCCAAAACUUGUAACCAUCUAUAAGGAGAAUGGACAGAAUAGCAAAGAAAUGCUGCAGCAGCUCCACCAGCAGCUGGUGGAGGCCGAGCGCCGGUCCAUGACCUACCUCAAGCGGUACAAUAAGAUCCAGGCCGACUACCACAACCUCAUCGGAGUCACAGCUGAGCUGGUGGAUUCUCUAGAGGCGACAGUCAGUGGCAAGAUGAUCACCCCUGAGUACCUGCAGAGCGUCUGUGUCCGCCUCUUCAGCAACCAGAUGCGGCAGAGCCUGGCACACAGUGUGGACUUCACAAGGCCUGGGACGGCCUCAACCAUGUUACGGGCCUCUUUGGUACCUGAGAAGUUGAAGGAUGUCCCGUUACUGCCCUCCCUGGAUUAUGAGAAACUGAAGAAGGAUUUGAUUUGGGGCAGUGACCGCUUGAAAGCCUUCUUGUUGCAGGCUCUGCGCUGGCGCUUGACCACAUCCCAUCCUGGAGAGCAGAGGGAGACAGUCCUGCAAGCCUACAUCAGCAAUGACCUCUUGGAUUGUCACAGCCACAACCAGAGGAGCGUGCUGCAGCUGCUGCACUCCAAGAGCGAGGCCGUGCGCCAGUACAUGGCCAGGCUCAUCAAUGCCCUGGCAUCGCUGGCUGAAGGUCGACUCUACCUAGCCCAGAACACAAAGGUGCUACGGAUGCUGGAGGGAAGGCUGAAGGAGGAAGACAAGGAUGUCAUCACUCGUGAGAAUGUCCUUGGGGCUUUGCAGAAGUUCAGCCUCAGGCGCCCACUGCAGACUGCGAUGAUUCGAGACGGCCUCAUCUUCUGGCUGAUCGACCUUCUGAAGGACCCCGACUGCCUGUCUGACUACACACUGGAGUACUCUGUGGCUUUGCUCAUGAACCUCUGCCUUCGAAGUGCAGGAAAGAACAUGUGUGCUAAAGUGGCAGGACUCCUGCUGAAAGUCCUUUCCGAUCUCCUUGGCCAUGAGAACCAUGAGAUACAGCCAUAUGUGAAUGGAGCUCUGUACAGCAUCCUUUCCAUCCCGUCCAUUCGUGAGGAGGCCAGAGCCAUGGGAAUGGAGGAUAUCCUGCGAUGCUUCAUCAAAGAAGGCAGCGCCGAAAUGAUCCGCCAGAUAGAGUUCAUCAUCAAGCAGCUGAAUUCCGAAGAUUUACUGGAUGGCGUUCUUGAAUCCGAUGAUGAUGAAGAUGAAGAUGAUGAAGAGGAUCAUGACAUCAUGGAAGCUGACCUGGACAAAGAUGAACUGAUCCAGCCCCAACUUGGAGAACUCUCAGGAGAGAAGCUUCUAACCACAGAGUACUUGGGAAUCAUGACCAACACUGGGAAGGCUCGGCGCAAAGGGCUGGCCAGUGUGCAGUGGAGUGGGGAUGAGCCCCUGCGUCGGCCCGUCACCCCUGGUGGCCACAGGACGGGGUGCCCAGUGCUGGGAGACCAUCUCGUUUCUCCCCAGAAUGCCCAACGAGCCAGAAAUAGCUGUCUGCAGGCCUUACCAGCCACUCAGCCGGAUGUCUGCAAAGAGGGCAAACCAGGUGUCGCUGGGCGUGGCACAUCCUCUUCAUUUAUGAAUCCCAAGCUAAGAGAGUGGUUAUUAGCUGGACAUCAAGAAGAGCCUUGCUUGAUUCCCACAGCAGCCCCCAGCUGGCCAAAGGACAUGAACCAGGACCCAAACAGUGGACAUACCACCAGGGAAUUCACAUCAGCCUUCACCUUCAGGCCCUGGGUACCCAGUACUCCAGAGACCAUGCAGCUGAACACACUCAAGGCCAGAGCAUCGUCUCUGGCUCCACAGUUCUCAAGUGGUCCCCAACAGGCCAGCCGCCCAGCUUCCACAGCAUCCUCCAAGAGGGGCCUGUACAGCAGUCAGCACCACAGGAAGUGAAGAUGGCUUCUUUCCCAAGCUGUCACUGUCACGUGUCUGAUGACCCAUCGACUCCUGGUUCUCUAACAGCAGCUGCAGGUGAUGGAUGUGAAGAGACACUUGUCUCUGCGAUCCUAGGUGUGGAGGAUCCCAGGAAUGCCAGCCCCUCCAGGCUGCCCAGGCAUGAGGCUGUCAGAACUCCACUAUCCAGGCAUUGUCUCCUCAGACCGAGCCGUGGGCAGAGGGCUGGGUGAGGCCUUGACUGCCCUCCUGGUGAGAAGAGGUUACCUGGUCAUCCUUUGCACCCAGAGGAGAAAAGGGGGUAGCCUUUGACCUCAAGACACUUUGUGGCCACAGGGAAUGGCAAAUUCCAGACUCAGCUUCUCUGGCCUUCAUAGAGUCUAAGCUAGACAUGAAGCCAUACCAUCAAGCCAUCCAGACCGAGAAGGCUAUGCCGGAAGAGUCUUCCCUCCCGCCCCAUGCUUGGCCCAGGUGAAAGAUGACACCUCAUUCCUCAUAUGAACCAAUUACGAGCCAAUAAGGAGGUCGGGGAGCCUCCUCGUUCUCAAAGGCUCAGCCUCAGCCAGGGUAUUUGCUGCCUCUAAACCAGUGGUUCCCAACCUGUGGGUUGUGACUCCUUCAGAGGGGAGGUCAAAGGACCUUUUCAUAGGGGCCACAUAUCAAAUAUCCUGCAUAUCAGAUAUGAUUAUGAUUCAUAA